Molecule: messenger RNA, 5285 nt
Organism: Stegastes partitus (bicolor damselfish)
Lineage: Eukaryota; Metazoa; Chordata; Actinopteri; Pomacentridae
Gene: ogdha
Product: oxoglutarate dehydrogenase a
Exons: 24
Coding region: 206-3337 (1043 amino acids)
Biological process (GO): tricarboxylic acid cycle
Cellular component (GO): mitochondrion; oxoglutarate dehydrogenase complex
Molecular function (GO): thiamine pyrophosphate binding; oxoglutarate dehydrogenase (succinyl-transferring) activity
Source: RefSeq, a predicted model, not a curated record
CCGGGAGAGGCGAAGGGCAUCCGGGAUACCGGCCGAGAGGGAGCCGCUGCAGCGCGUUUCUCCAGUGGACAAACGGACCAGUGGACAUUCACUUCCUGUCCUGGGCGUGACCCGGAGGACUGCGUUUACUUCCUGUCGUGGUUCUGAGGACGUCCGGCCCGUCGGACCGCCCACCACCGUGUGUGCGACACUUUAAGGACUGCUCAUGCAUCGUUUAAGGACUUGUGCGGCGCGAUUGCGUCCGCUAACCGCCUCGCAGGCGGCUCAGACUGUCGGCCAGCAGCGGCCAAUCACAGCCACCUCCACAGGGGGCACAAGGACGUUUCAGCCAGUCAGGUGCUACACAGCACCGGUGGCCUCAGAGCCGUUCCUGAAUGGGACGAGCUCCAACUACGUGGAGGAGAUGUACUACGCCUGGUUGGAGGACCCCAAGAGUGUUCACAAGUCGUGGGACGUGUUUUUCCGGAACGCCAACGCCGGCGCUCCUCCCGGCGCCGCCUACCAGUCUCCUCUGGGUCUGUCGGCGGCGUCCAGCCUCGUCGCCCCUCAGCUCUCCUCUCUGGUCGGAGCUCAGCCCAACGUGGAGAAGCUGGUGGAGGAUCAUCUGGCCGUCCAGUCGCUCAUCAGGGCCUACCAGAUCCGAGGGCACCAUGUGGCCCAGUUGGACCCUCUCGGCAUCAUGGACGCCGAUCUGGACUCGUGCGUCCCCACUGACAUUAUCACGUCCUCCGACAAGCUGGACGUGGCCGUGUUCAAGGAGAGGCUGAGAAUCCUCACGGUAGGAGGCUUCUACGGUCUGGACGAGUCGGACCUGGACAAGGUGUUCCGGCUGCCGACCACCACCUUCAUCGGAGGCUCGGAGAGCGCUCUGCCUCUGAAGGAGAUCAUCCGCCGCCUGGAGAUGGCGUACUGUCAGCACAUCGGGGUGGAGUUCAUGUUCAUCAAUGACCUGGAGCAGUGUCAGUGGAUCAGACAGAAGUUUGAGACUCCAGGCGUGAUGCAGUUCACUCUGGAGGAGAAGAGGACGCUGCUGGCUCGCAUGGUCCGGUCCACCAGGUUCGAGGAGUUCCUGCAGAAGAAGUGGUCUGCUGAGAAACGCUUCGGUCUGGAGGGAUGCGAGUCUCUGAUCCCCGCUCUGAAGACCAUCAUCGAUAAGUCCUCGGAGAACGGCGUGGAGAACGUCAUCAUGGGCAUGCCUCACAGGGGUCGCCUGAACGUCCUGGCCAACGUGAUCCGUAAGGAGCUGGAGCAGAUCUUCUGUCAGUUCGACUCCAAGCUGGAAGCAGCUGAUGAGGGUUCCGGAGACGUGAAGUACCACCUGGGGAUGUACCACCGUCGGAUCAACAGGGUGACGGACCGGAACAUCACCCUGUCCCUGGUGGCCAACCCGUCUCACCUGGAGGCCGUGGACCCGGUGGUGCAGGGCAAAACCAAGGCCGAUCAGUUCUACUGCGGAGACAACGACGGAAACAGGGUGAUGUCCAUCCUGAUGCACGGAGACGCAGCGUUCGCCGGUCAGGGCAUCGUCUACGAGACCUUCCACCUGUCUGACCUGCCGUCCCACACCACGCACGGCACCGUGCACGUCGUGGUCAACAACCAGAUCGGCUUCACCACCGACCCCCGCAUGGCUCGCUCAUCCCCGUACCCGACGGACGUGGCCCGGGUGGUCAACGCUCCCAUCUUCCACGUCAACGCCGACGACCCCGAAGCCGUCAUCUACGUGUGCAAGGUGGCCGCCGAGUGGAGGGCCACGUUCCACAAGGACGUGGUGGUCGACCUGGUGUGUUACCGCCGGAUGGGUCACAACGAGAUGGACGAGCCCAUGUUCACUCAGCCGCUGAUGUACAAGCAGAUCAAGAAGCAGAAGCCCGUCCUGCUGAAGUACGCCGAGAAGCUGAUCGCAGAGGGAGCAGUGAGCCGCCAGGAGUACGAGGAGGAGAUCGCCAAGUACGAUAAGAUCUGCGAGGAGGCGUAUGCUCGCUCUAAGGACGAGAAGAUCCUCCACAUCAAGCACUGGCUGGACUCUCCAUGGCCCGGUUUCUUCACUCUGGACGGACAGCCCAAGUCCAUGAGCUGCCCGUCCACGGGCCUGACUGAAGAGAACCUGAACCACAUCGGAGAGGUCGCCUCCUCCGUCCCGGUGGAGGACUUCACCAUCCACGGAGGUCUGAGUCGGAUCCUUAAGGGCCGAGCUGAGAUGGUACGGAACCGGACCGUGGACUGGGCUCUGGGAGAGUACAUGGCCUUUGGGUCGCUGCUGAAGGAGGGAAUCCACAUCAGACUGUCGGGACAAGACGUGGAGAGAGGAACCUUCAGCCACCGGCACCACGUUCUCCACGACCAGAACGUGGACAAGAGGAUCUGCAUCCCCAUGAACCACCUCGCCCCGGACCAGGCGCCGUACACCGUCUGCAACAGCUCGCUGUCCGAGUAUGGCGUCCUCGGCUUCGAGUUGGGUUUUGCGAUGGCGAGUCCAAACGCUCUGAUCCUGUGGGAGGCUCAGUUUGGAGACUUCCACAACACGGCCCAGUGCAUCAUCGACCAGUUCAUCUGUCCGGGUCAGGCCAAGUGGGUCCGACAGAACGGCAUCGUGCUGCUGCUGCCACACGGCAUGGAGGGGAUGGGUCCAGAACAUUCUUCGGCCCGUCCAGAGAGGUUCCUUCAGAUGUGCAACGACGACCCGGACGUGAUGCCGAACAUCACGGAGGACUUUGCGGUCCGUCAGCUGUACGACUGUAACUGGAUCGUGGUGAACUGCUCCUCUCCUGGAAACUACUUCCAUGUUCUCAGACGACAGAUCCUGCUGCCCUUCAGGAAGCCGCUCAUCGUCUUCACUCCCAAGUCUCUGCUGCGCCACCCAGAGGCCAGAUCAAGCUUCGACGAGAUGCUUCCUGGGACUCACUUCCAGCGGUUGAUCCCAGAGGGAGGUCCAGCGUCUGGCCGUCCAGAGGAGGUGAAGAGGUUGAUCUUCUGCACUGGGAAGGUUUAUUAUGAGCUGACCAAAGAGAGGAAGAACCGAGGCCUGGAGGACACAGUGGCCAUCGCUCGCAUAGAGCAGCUGUCUCCGUUCCCGUUCGACCAGGUGAAGUCCGAGUCGGAGCGCUUCGCUAACGCCGACCUGGUCUGGUGUCAGGAGGAGCACAAGAACCAGGGCUACUACGACUACGUGAAGCCUCGCAUCAGGACCACCAUCCAGAGAGCCAAGCCCGUCUGGUACGCCGGCAGAGAACCGGCGGCGGCUCCGGCAACCGGGAACAAGAACACUCACCUGAUGGAGCUGCGGCGCUUCCUGGACACGGCCUUCGACCUGGACGCAUUCAAAGAUCAGCAGUAAACCUGCAACACCUGAACAGACCCUCACCUGUCUCACCUGUCUGACCCCGACCACCUGGACAAACACACACACACACACACACACACACACUGCAGUACUCUGUACUGCUGACACAGUACACGCAGUACUGCACAGUGUACUACCGACAGACCGAACUCCCGAAGGAAUACGCCGUUCAGAACUCCAUUAAGAAACUGUCUGUUUUUAGUUUCCUUCAGUAUCACAGUGAUCCAGUGAUAUCUGUCUGUACAUUUCUGACGUCAUCACAAACAGGAGCUGCUGACGGAUAGUUCAGCUGCUUUCAAUGACAACAAUAUUAUAUUUUAAUAUUAAAACCAUCCCACAGACAUGAUCAGGCUUUGGUCUGAGCAGCAGUGUGCAGUAUCAGUGCUGUGGUCAGUCGUACAGCAGCUCCAGGCUCAGCUUCACCAGAAACGGCCAGACAGAUCUGAGCUUCCUCAACAUUUUUCUUUGGAUGAGAUUUUGUCUGUUACAUGGAGCCGAGCCUCGUUUGAAAACUCAUCAGAGAAGUUUAACUUCAGUUUGUUUGUUAAUCUGUUAGUGAUGAAUUAAAACACAAGAACGUGACCUGAGUGAAAUGUACUCUUAAAUUGACUAAAUUUCAAAUGAAGUCUGGUAUUGUGUGCUCUAAUAACAUCUGAUUUUGUUCCCUGAUGGUGUCAAGAUUAGAUGUCCUCCCUUUGUCCACAGCUGCUGUGGAAGAUGAGGGUUUAAACAAGUUUCUCUAAGGUCGCAGUUUGAGCAGCUUCACGUGUCUUUAAUUAGCUGUUAAUUGAUUACAAACGGUUCGUGUUUCGUGUGCAGAGGACAGGACAAGGAACAGAAGUAGGUUCUAACGCAGAAUGUCCAAACGCAAGCAAGAACUGGAAAACGGGGAGAAAUUAGAAUGAAGUCUGGUGAGACUGAUCAAAGGUUAAACGUAUGUAGGAAGUCUGGUUCUGUUGGAUCACGAUAGCUAAGAUUCAGUGCAGCAGAAACAACACUCUUAAACACAGCCCCUGUCAACAGUUGCCAGACAAGUUGCGUCUUGUCUCAGCAACUCGGCAACACAAUCACGUUAGUGGCAGCAGGAUGAAAAAUCAGGACGUCUUUCUGCUGCAGGAAACGUUGUGGUGAAGUUGAGCCUGAAACGUUGACCUUUGACCCCUGCUCACACACACACACACACACACACACACACACACACACACACUCCAGCUGUUGUUUCAGAGCAAACGGUUCAGAUUACAAGCACACAGUGAGACCUCCUGUUUUACUCCACCUUCAUCAUCAUCUUCAUCACUCCCUCCUGCCACCACAGAUGCAGGUUCUCUUCUUCUUCUUCCUCUUUUCUUCUUCUUUGCCCCCAAAAAGUUGCAGGAAAAAUGUUUCUUUUGUAAAAAAAAAAAAUAAAUAAAUUUGAAAAAUGGCUCAUUAGCAUUGUUAGCGCUCCCCAUUGAAAACCAAUGGGGGUGGGGCUAGCUGGGAGGUCGUCGCCUUUCAGCGGGUGUGUUCGUUAAGGAGAGUCUGUAAUUAGUCACCGUGACGACGCUUAACACUGAGAUUUUAUUGUCUUUUAUUUUGAAGGGGUAUGUGGGGAAUAAAAUGGUGCGCGCCGUUUGGCGUCCCGACACAAAACCAAACGCACUGCUGAUGAUUGAUUCGCCCCUCGGCUUCUGUCCCCUCGGCGAGCGCUCACCUCGUGCCAAAAUGGAUCAUCGCAGCGUCUCAUGUCUGUCCUGUCUUUCGUGUUCGGCGAGCGACCGGACGAACUCUGCCGGCCGGAAACGAGAUUCUCCAGAAGAGAAGCGACGGCAGAGGACGGCUGCAGGUGGUGUUCUGGGCUUCUGUGAGACAAAGAAAAUGAUUUAUUUAUUUUCAUAAUAGGGGAUUUGAAGUUCUCUUCAUUAUUUUGCUUCAUUCAAUAAAGAUGCUGUAUGUACUGAAA